Messenger RNA from Mucor mucedo, 988 nucleotides. RefSeq lists its product as uncharacterized. The record is from RefSeq and is a predicted model, not a curated record. The coding region runs from base 81 to 905 and encodes 274 amino acids. NCBI's taxonomy places the organism in Eukaryota, Fungi, Mucoromycota, Mucoromycetes, Mucorales, Mucoraceae. The transcript has 2 exons.
CUUAUCUCUGAAUAUAUAAAAAAAGAUUGAAAAGAAGCUUUUUCCCCUCUUUUCUUUCUAUUUUCUUUCUCUUUCUCAUUAUGUUUGUAUCACAAACUUACAAUAUAAUUCCAGAUAAAAGAACUUAUCAAGAAAAAGCCAUGAUCUAUGAUCAAGAACCAAUUACAGUGAUGACGAGUUAUUUUAAAUCAAUUUUCAAAAACUAUUUUGGAACUCAAACACCAGUAAAACAAAAGUACAAUGGUCUGAUGCCACAUUCACCUACACGAAAGACAGAUGCCUAUAUCACGCCUCAAACAGUGAUGGCCCCCAUCGCCAUGACUGGGUGUACCCAUGACGACGAUGAUUGCUGGGAUUAUCUAUCUAAAAGCGACUCUAGUACGAGCAGUUCGGGAUCGUCUUUUAGCUCCAUUUCGGGACACAAUAGCAGCCGACAACGACGUAGUGUGAGUUCCCUAUCAGAGAUUUUGUGUGAACAUUACGUACAAAAGACCUUAAAUAGUAAUGAUGAAAUGGGCAAUAAAGAUGUUCCACUAGAAACCUAUAAAGUUUUUGAAGCAUCUAGAAAGACUGUCUCUCUGGAAUCUAGCACAGAAGAAGACGAUGACGAAAGUUGGUUUAUUUGGGAUAAUCUACAAAAGACAAAAGAAUGGAUCCAAGUGGUGGACGAAGAGUUAUUUCUACCGAAAGAAAAAGUGACUACGGAAAUUACUAUUGCCACAACUGUAGUGGAGAAAGCAAGAAGCAUCCGAGCCAACCCAGCGCAUUUACGUAUGAUUGUUGCAGAAGUAAACAUGAUGCGAGCUAACAAAAUAGUUGGACCUCUCAAGUCCCGUGGUUUUUUAACAGCAAGAACCGAUAAAUUCGUAUCUAAUCAAGCCAGUCCGCUUGGAUUACCUAUCUAAUCACUCUAUAAAAAGAUAAUAUACCCCCUUUUCCCUUUUUACAUUUUACACCUUAAUAAAUAAUAUCAAAUUCAAAUAGUUCU